AUGUUAGGUGUUUUAAUAAAGGAGUGUGGGAGAUUGCGUAGUGCGAAAAGUUGGCUAUGUUUAGCUUUGCGCAAGCAGAACAGGCGACUUUUAGUGACUUCCGAAAACAGGCUUAAAGCGCGAUGGCUGGGAAUUCGUAGAGAUUAUCUUAGAUGGGAUAAGGUAGAAAAUAACAAGUGGCUGGUGGAAACGAAAAUCUUCAAAGUUCGUGGAUUUUUAAACUCAAAACCACGAAAAAGCUAUUUGCUGGCUUUUCAAGUGAAGGUGUCCAAAGUGGCAAUUUUGAAACGGCUGAAGAGGGCGACGGCUGUGGGCACAUGCAGCUCGCCCAGCUUAGUGGAAAGUGUAGCUAACCAACACGUUGCUCUGACAGAGUACCUUGAAACUCUGACAACGUCUUUCGAGUAUAACACACCAGCCACACAUGUGAAAGCUCGCGUCUUUCGGGCCCAGUCUCGAGCGUAG
Messenger RNA from Lachancea dasiensis, 465 nucleotides. The record is from the annotation of a GenBank genome assembly. Lineage: Eukaryota; Fungi; Ascomycota; Saccharomycetes; Saccharomycetales; Saccharomycetaceae.